GUCGACAUUUUGUUGUUAUUAACUAACAUCGAUCUUAAAUAUGUACUGUUUCAACUAAUAACAUAACAAUAAUUACAUUUGUGAAACAAAGUCUUGUUGGAAUUGCAUAACUAAGGAACCCUCCAAAACAAUUAACUUUAUUUAGCAAACGCAACCAACUAUUUAAAUAAAGCAUCAACGCAAAAUUAGAAAUUAGAAAUCUAUAAGAAAGUAAUAAACAAUCAAAAGUAAGUGAAAACCCAUUUAAUUUACUUUAUUCUUUUUCAGAAUAUGGCGAUGUUGAAGAAAAUAUCGGUUUUAUAUCUCGCUCUACUAAUUAUUUUUGUUUUUGAGGCGAAUACAAUCAAAAUGGAGCAAGUUAUAUCAUAUGAUUCUAUGCGUGUGAAUCAUGCAUGGGGAUGUUCUCAAAAAUAUCCUCAGUUUUGUGAGAAAACUAGGGCAAAUCCAUAUACGAAGCCAAACCCAAAAAACAGUGAAGCUUCAUCAUAGGUGGUUGGAAUUUUAGAGAUAUGAAAACAUGACCAUUCGGAGUAAUAUAUAUAUAUAUCAAAAAUCUCUAAAAAGAAAUCAACAAAACGUAUUACGGAGAACAAGAGGGCGGAAAAUGUAUUCUUUUAUAUGGAUUAAUAUAUCUUUGUUUUAUUUUAUAAUCAAAUAUUAUUCAUAUUUUAUCCUUUCAUAGAUAAAAUGCAAUUUAUAUGAUAAUAAAAUUGUAAUUUUACUAUUUUACUUUUACAUUUCUGUAAAACAGACAUUCUGAUCAUUGAUGAAAAUGAUCAAUCAAUCAAUCUAUAUUUAUAUGGUCAUAUAUACACAAUUAUGUGUUUACAGUUUUUUUUGUUAACAACAUGUAUCAUACUGAUUUAAAUUUGAAUGUUGAUAUAUCAAAGACAUUAUUAGCACAAACUACUUAAGUUAUUUGUUGGGAAAGUGAUAAUCAUAAUCUAGCUGUUAUGUUAUAAGUAGGAAAACUAAUACCGUGUAUGUGUAAUUUUUUUUUCAAUAUAUGAAUAUAUAUGAACAUUUAUGUUUUGAAUAAAUUAUCGUUGCAGGCUUGCAGUUAAAAUAAAGUUGUAUAAAGAAGGGAGAAAUC
This is a messenger RNA of Arabidopsis lyrata subsp. lyrata, 1093 nucleotides long. RefSeq lists its product as uncharacterized. NCBI's taxonomy places the organism in Eukaryota, Viridiplantae, Streptophyta, Magnoliopsida, Brassicales, Brassicaceae. The coding region runs from base 271 to 489 and encodes 72 amino acids. The record is from RefSeq and is a predicted model, not a curated record. The transcript has a single exon.